Coffea arabica (coffee) is the source of this 495-nucleotide messenger RNA. The record is from RefSeq and is a predicted model, not a curated record. NCBI's taxonomy places the organism in Eukaryota, Viridiplantae, Streptophyta, Magnoliopsida, Gentianales, Rubiaceae.
AUGAUUGGUACAUUCGCUUUUCCAGUUCUCGCCCUUUCAUUUGAUUGGGGCCUCUGGUCAGAAUAUGCUUACACGCUGCAAGUCGAUGAGAAGAGUGAUAUUUAUAGCUACGGCGUGGUGUUAUUGGAAAUCUUGACCGGGAAAAGAUCUGUGGAUGCAGAAUUUGGGGAUGGGAAUAGUAUAGUAGAUUGGGUGAGGUCUAAGAUUAAGAGUAAAAAUGGUUUUCUUGAUACUCUCGACAAAAAUGCUGGUGCGUUGUGUGCCUCCGUGAGGGAGGAAAUGAUGCUAGUGCUAAGAAUUGCAUUGAUCUGCACCAGUCGAAAUCCGGCUGACCGUCCAACUAUGAGGGAUGUAGUAUCAAUGCUGCAAGAGGCCAAGCCGAAGAGGAAACUGCCAGGAGGCGGCGUAACUGGAGGCGGCGGCGGCGAAGAAAAUGGCACCGCUUGCGAUGCUGUUCCUUUGGCACGAAAGCCGCCACCUAUAAUUGAAUGUUAA